AUGCCAAAGAAGAAAGAUUCAACACUUAAUACUCCACAAUCACUGGAUUACAACGAUAUUGAUGAUGAAGACAACGAUAAUGAAGAAGAUUUAAGCGAUGAGGAAUAUGAAUCAGAAAGAUUAAACAGCAUCAAAGAAAAUUUACCAAGGUUAACACAAAUAUUAAUAGUAGCUCGUCUAAUUGGCAAACGUGAAUUUGUUUUAAGUCGAAAUGGAACAAAAAAAUUUUAUAAUAAAAUACGUCAAUACCAAGAAUUAUCACAACGUGAAAAAUCAGAUGAUGUUAAUUAUGGUUCACGUCUGGGUGAAUCAGCAGAAAUUUUAUGUAAACUUGCUGGAAUUUCUGAAAUUGUUAAAAUUGCAUUGGAAAUAUUAAAAAUUCUUCAAGAUCAAAAUCAACUUAAAUAUGACGAUACUAGCUUUAGUUUUAUUCGUAAUGCAACACAAGUAAUCGAAAAUAAAUAUUCAUCUCAAACUAUGGUUUUGGAAAUUCAAUCAUCGAGUUGUCAUCUUACUGGCUAUCUUUUUUGCAGUCAUUUGAUUAAAAUGUUAUUUGAAAUUUACAACAUCGAACCUGUUCUUCUCAACGAUAAAAAAACCGCAAUUGAAACGAUUUCUCUUCAUUCAACAACAAAUAAAAUUCGUGAACGUAUCCUCCAAAUACCCCACUUGUUCUUUCUAAAACGAGAUUUAACAGGAUCAAUGGGUUUGCUUCGUCAUUUUUCAACAGAUAUGGUCAAUACUAUUAUUGAUGAAUUUACAAAAUAUCAAUUACUACGACAAGGGCCAUUCAUAACAACAACAUCACGUGCUAUUGUUCAUAUGAAGUCGUAUCCAUCGAAUGAUAUUCUAAAUGAUCCAAUAAAACGAAGUGUUGUUGAUCGAAUUUUCACUGAUGCUAAAAUGGAUUUACAAAGUUAUAUGAUAACAUUGAGCAAUUCUAUUAUAAAGCAAAAACAAGUAUUAACAAUGAUUGGAAAACAAGUUUUAAUGUUGCCGGAACACCAACUUCUAUAUGAAAAUUUAAAACGAAAAUAUCCAGAGCGUAAUCUAGAUAAUAUUCAUGCAUCAAAUAAUAUUGACAAUGUUACAAUAGCAAAUAAUCUGCGAUUGCAUAGUGAAACAACAAGUAGUCAAUCAACAGAUAAUCAACCAAGAAUAAAGGUCAUAUCUGGUAAAGUAUUAUCUCAUCAAAACGAUGAACAGACAUAUACUCCUUUAAAUCAACUACUUCAACAACUACAUACAAAUUCUCGAAUUGAACAAUCUCAUAAUAUGUCAUCUUCAAACAACAAUAUUUACAUAUCACCUACAGACGUUCUUCUUGGUAUUUUAGAAUUUUAUAAUACGAUGUCGGAUAAUAACUUAAUGACAACAAAACAAAUAAAUAAUUCUAUUCCUAAUGUUGAAGAAAAAUUUUCAAUAUCUCCAACUACCAAUAUUUUAUUAUCAACAUUCGUCAUGCCUGAUCAUCAAAAGCAAGUAGCAUUAAAUAUUCAUGAUGAACACAAUUGUACACCACGUAUUGAAAAUUACACCGAUGAAACAACUGCUUCAUCUAUGAUAUCAAAUACUCUUGAAACUUCUAAUUCGCUUAUCAAUGACUCAAAUUCAUACAACCUAAAUGAUAUGGAUAAUUCCGAACCAACAUCCUCAAACAUAGCACAUGAUGUUAAUAUUCAUUCUCGUCAAAUUCAACAAAAUAAACGAAAUAGUUGUUGCAAUGAAUCUGUCAAACGUCCAAGAACUUAUAAAAAGAAAAAAUAA
Messenger RNA from Rotaria sp. Silwood1, 1767 nucleotides. The record is from the annotation of a GenBank genome assembly. NCBI's taxonomy places the organism in Eukaryota, Metazoa, Rotifera, Eurotatoria, Philodinida, Philodinidae.